GAAAAGCAGCAGGUAGCAGCUUAAGGAAGUGACUCGUUUCAUUCUUCUUGAAGGGAACAUAUAUAACGCGUUAUACACGUAUGAUGAAGAGGAUAUAAUGAGUGAUGAAACAUUAGAAUCAUUAGGAGUCAAGUUAGUGGACCAGGAUCAGUUGGAAACUUCUAUCACUAAGAAAGCUAACGAGACCCUCAUUACUAAAGAUACUGAAUUAGAUCAGAAAAGAUUAGAGAAAGCAGAGAAGGAUUUGAAUAAAACUGUGUUAAGAAUCAGAGCUUUGAAUAGUAAGUUACAUCAUCCAAGAACAAAGAUUAGUCAAAGGAAACUGAUCAAAGAUGAGAUUGAAUGGUAUGAAGAAAAUGAAUUAAAGCAAAGACAAGAAGACGUGAAUGAUAUAACGAAAAGAUUAGAAGAGAACAAGGCUCAAUUGAAUGAAUCUAGAAAUUCAACUUCUAAAGUGGGUGACAAACCUGAUACAAGUGCUGAACGUUUGCCCGAUGAAACAGAGAAGGAUUUUUUAAUAAGAACAGGUAAAAUUACUGCCUUUGGUAAUGAAAAUUUAUUUUAUCAAGAUGAUAAAGAAGAAGGUAAGGAUGAUGAAGUUAAAAGUCAUGUAUACUUACGUGCUCCAGGCUUUGAAAAUACUCCUGAAGUGGUAGAUUUCACUGCCGUUGACGAUGAAGAUCUUGAAGAAAAUGAGGCUGGUAAGGUGGAGGAAGAUUUAGUUAGUUCAGAUGAUGAUGCUCCAACUGUUAAAAGAAGAAAGCUUAGUGGAGAUGAUGAUUUCGUGGAUGAUGACUCAGCUGACGAUGAUGUUAAAGAUGAGAUAAUAGAUGAAGAAGCAAUAGAUGAAAGUGACGAUGAACUAGAUGAAAAAUCCGAACAAAGAAAUAUCGAUGAUGGUAAUGAAACUUUAUAUCAAGCGAGAUUAAAGGAUUGGGUUAAGAGAAGAUCAAAGUUACGUAAAAAUGAAAGUGCCGAAGAAAAAAAUAAGGAAGAAUGGUUCAAACCUCAUCCCACCAUCUCAGAUGCCAAAUUAAAUGAUCAGUUUAGAUUACCAGGUGAUAUCUACCCAUCAUUAUUUGAUUAUCAAAAGACGUGUGUACAAUGGUUAUGGGAAUUAUACUCUCAAAAGACAGGGGGGAUCAUUGGUGAUGAAAUGGGUCUUGGAAAAACCAUUCAAAUCAUAUCGUUUGUUGCAGGAUUGCAUUAUUCGGGUUUAUUAACGAAACCUAUAUUGGUAGUGGUACCAGCCACUGUUCUAAAUCAGUGGGUGAAUGAGUUUCACAGAUGGUGGCCACCCUUAAGAUGUGUAAUUCUUCACAGUAUAGGUUCAGGUAUGGGAAAAACUGAUGCUUCAGAAGAAAGACUAGAACAGUUUCUUGAAACUAGUGACCCAUCAAUGUCAAGGAAAUCAUUAAAAGGUAUCAAUACUGAAAUCAAUGCUAAAGAUAUCAUCGACCGUGUCAUGGAAAAGGGACAUGUUUUAGUUACAACAUACGUUGGUUUAAGAAUUUAUUCAAAGCAUAUAUUAAGACGUCAAUGGGGUUAUUGUAUUCUUGAUGAGGGUCAUAAAAUCAGAAACCCAGAUCUGGACAUAUCUUUAACUUGUAAACAAAUUAAAACUCACAAUAGAAUAAUCUUAUCAGGUACUCCGAUUCAAAAUAAUCUUAUUGAACUUUGGUCUUUAUUUGAUUUUGUAUUUCCCGGUCGAUUAGGAACAUUACCUGUAUUCCAACAACAAUUCUCAAUUCCAAUUAAUAUGGGUGGGUACGCUAAUGCAUCCAACGUUCAAGUUCAAACAGGGUAUAAAUGUGCAGUCAUAUUGAGAGAUUUAAUAUCUCCCUAUUUGUUAAGGCGUCUUAAAAGCGAUGUCGCUAAGGAUUUGCCUAAAAAGAAUGAAAUGGUUUUAUUCGUAAGAUUAACUAAGGACCAGCAAGACUUAUAUGAGAAGUUUCUUGGUAGUGAAGAAUUAGGUGCAAUUUUAAAGGGUAAAAGAAACGUAUUGCUUGGAGUUGAUAUCUUGAGAAAAAUUUGUAAUCAUCCCGAUCUAGUUAAUCGAGAUAUUUUAAGGUAUAAGAAGGGUUAUAAUUAUGGAAAUCCAGUCAAAUCAGGAAAGAUGCAAGUAUUACAGAAUUUAUUACAAUUAUGGCAAAGUCAAGACCAUAAAACUUUAUUGUUUUGUCAAACAAGACAAAUGUUAGAUAUCUUGGAAAAGUUUGUGGCUAACUUACCCAAGUUAGAUGUUGAAACACAAGGUGAAGGAGAUUCCUUUUUCAGUUACUUGCGAAUGGAUGGUUCUACACCGAUUGCCAAACGUCAAGCACUUGUCGAUCAAUUCAAUGAAGAUCCUAAAUUGAGUGUGUUUUUAUUAACCACCAAAGUAGGUGGUUUGGGUGUUAAUCUUACUGGAGCUGAUAGAGUCAUAAUUUUUGAUCCAGAUUGGAAUCCAUCUACAGACAUGCAAGCAAGAGAAAGAGCCUGGAGGUUGGGUCAGAAGAAGGAUAUUACCAUUUACCGUCUUAUGACUUCGGGUUCGAUAGAAGAAAAGAUAUAUCAUAGACAAAUUUUCAAAACCUUCUUAACCAAUAAGAUUUUGAAAGAUCCUAAACAAAGAAGAUUUUUCAAAGUUAAUGAUUUACAUGAUUUAUUUACGUUGGGAGAUCAAAAUGAAGUAGGAACUGAAACUGGUGAUAUGUUUAAUAGUUCUGAACAAAAUUUUGGUGGUAAUAAAAAUAGAAAAUCAACUCAUUUAAUGAAGAAAAAGCAUAGCAAUGAUGAUGAUUUCUAUCAAGUUGCUAGUAUAGCUGGUGUAUCUAAAUUAGAUGAGUUUGAAGCAGAUGAAGAUGAUAAUGAUUCUAAAACUAAAACUAACGAUGAUAGUAGAAUUAUGGAGAAUAUUUUUUCCAAUAGCGGAGUUCAUAGUACUUUGCAACAUGAGGAAGUUAUAAAUUCAGGUAACCAAGAGCUUACAUUGGUUGAAAAGGAAGCUAAUAGAGUUGCAAAUGCUGCUGCACAGGCACUUAAACAAUCAAGAAAGCAAGCAAGAACCAAUGUUGUUGGUACACCAACUUGGACGGGUAAAUUUGGAUUAGCAGGGAAGUUUGGACCUAAAAGGACUACAAUUGCUGUCCAAAGCCCUCAUAAUGGGAAUCGUCCAUCAAAUCUUCUGUCUAGUUCAAUUUUAGGUAAAUUGAAGAAGGAAAGGGUAACAUUAUUUGGAAAUAAGUCCAAGACAGGAACUACUACUAAUAGUAACGCUGAAAGUGAAGUGGUCGACAAGGUUCUUGAGAGCAAGAAAGAAAUCAUUAAAAAGUUAGUAGCCUAUUUAAAUGAUCAAAAAGAUAAUUUUAGUAGUUCAGGUAAUAUUUUGAAAAAUGUCAAUAUAGAAAUGAAAGAUUCGGGAGAUAUGGUGGAGAUUAGAUCAAUGUUAAGAGAAAUAGCUAAUUGGGAUGGUGUGAACAAAGGAUGGAUUCUUAAAAAUGAAUUCAAGACAUAAUAGAAUACUUUGUAUAGCCAUAAAUAAAUAAAUGUAAAAUUAUGGAUAAGGAUAAAAUUUCGGGCCGCAUUUUUCGUAGGCAAAAAUGUUUGA
Messenger RNA from Scheffersomyces coipomensis, 3589 nucleotides. Its product is annotated as DNA-dependent ATPase. The transcript has a single exon. The record is from RefSeq and is a predicted model, not a curated record. Lineage: Eukaryota; Fungi; Ascomycota; Pichiomycetes; Serinales; Debaryomycetaceae. Gene Ontology annotation, biological process: transcription-coupled nucleotide-excision repair. Gene Ontology annotation, cellular component: nucleus. Gene Ontology annotation, molecular function: ATP binding; ATP-dependent chromatin remodeler activity. The coding region runs from base 98 to 3496 and encodes 1132 amino acids.